Messenger RNA from Manihot esculenta (cassava), 2720 nucleotides. Its product is annotated as protein ALTERED PHOSPHATE STARVATION RESPONSE 1. Lineage: Eukaryota; Viridiplantae; Streptophyta; Magnoliopsida; Malpighiales; Euphorbiaceae. Bases 332 to 2593 code for a protein of 753 amino acids. The transcript is spliced from 4 exons. The record is from RefSeq and is a predicted model, not a curated record.
AGCGACUAAUCUCCAUAUUCCUACUCUCAGCGAGUCCAUAGCAAGCAUGCAAUGCCUUGCUGCUCUGUCUGCACACUCCUCUGUACUGGCUUGGCUCUAUCUUCCCCACCUCUCUCUCACUGUCUCCACCAUUAUCAACUCUCCUAACCCUCAUUCAUCUGUUAAUUGAAGCAUCCACAAAGCCAUGAGCUCAGAACUCUCUCUCCUUUGUUAAGCUACCAAACCAAACUAAACCCAGCCCACUAAACCAACAACCAUCGAACCCUUUACUCCAUUUUUUUUUUUUUUUCAGUUUUCAAAGCAGACUGAAUUUUUUGGAGGAGUUCACGAAAUGGGUUGUGCUCAGUCUAAAGUGGACAAUGAAGAAUCGGUGGCCAGGUGUAAGGAGAGGAAAAUCCUCAUGAAGGAGGCUGUGGUUGCUCGAAAUGCCUUCGCUGCUGGUCAUUCUGGCUAUGCUAUUUCUCUUAAGAAUACGGGUGCUGCACUUAGUGAUUACGCUCAAGGUGAAGUCCAAGACUCCCAUUCCCACCUCCUCGAACCUCCCAUUGAACCCAUUUCUCAGCCGCCUCCUCCUCCCCCUCCUCCGCCCUCGAUGGACAGCUUGCCUCCUCCUCCUCCUCUGCCUAAUUUCUCUCCUAGUCCCAUACCCAUCAAGCGCGCGUUGAGCAUGCCUGCGAUCCCCAUGAUGCCGCACCUGAAGCCCGGGGAAAAAAUCGAUUCCAUGGCCAUUGCAGAGGAAGAUGAGGAUGAUGAUGAAUUGGAUCACGGAGCUCGAAAUGGGAUUGCUAAUGAUAAUAAGACUAAGAAUAAAGAUUUAAACGGGUCGCGGGGCCCACCAAAUGGGAAGGUGAGACCAGAGGAAACGCCGGACUCCUCACCAAGGACACUGGAAAAUCACGCCGUACCACCAAUGCCAGAGUCCAAGAAUAUGGCUUGGGAUUACUUCUUUAAGGUGGACGACAUGCCAGGGCCGUCUUUGGAACCUGAAGUUGACACCCAUAGAAAUGUCAAUACCUUUGGCAGUGUUGAAGAUUUGAGCGUUCGAUUUGGUGGUAUCGAGAAUCCCACUGGUGCUGAAGUUGAUGCAGUUGAGCCUAAGACGCCGGAGAAACCGGAGGAACACUUGGCUACUGUGGCGGAGGAGGAAGAGGAGGAGGAGGAUAAGGAGCCUAAGAAGGAGAGGCACAUUGAGCAUUCGAAAACAGCACCUCCUGAUUUUAGAGUGGUAGGGAAGAAAGUGGUUCAAGUUCCAACAGUGAAUUUAAUGCAGGUUUUGAGCGAGAUUGAUGAUCAUUUCUUAAAGGCAUCGGAGAGCGCACAGGAGGUUUCAAAGAUGCUCGAGGCUACUCGCUUGCAUUACCACUCGAAUUUUGCAGACAAUAGAGGAUAUGUUGAUCAUUCUGCCAGAGUUAUGCGUGUCAUCACAUGGAAUAGGUCAUUCAGGGGUGCUCCUAAUGGUGAAGGUGGCAAGGAUGAACUUGAUUCUGAAGAUUAUGAGACUCAUGCCACUGUGUUAGAUAAAUUAUUAGCGUGGGAAAAGAAGCUCUAUGAUGAAGUAAAGCAAGGUGAGCUUAUGAAGCUUGAGUAUCGGAAGAAGGUUGCUUUGCUAAAUAGACAGAAGAAGCGUGGUGCCAGUGCUGAAUCCUUGGAAAAAACAAAAGCAGCUGUAAGCCAUCUGCAUACAAGAUAUAUAGUUGAUAUGCAGUCCAUGGACUCUACUGUUUCAGAAGUCAAUGAUAUACGUGACAAGCAGUUGUAUCCAAAACUCGUUGAACUGGUUGAAGGGAUGGCCAAAAUGUGGAACAGUAUGUGCAUGCAUCACAACGGCCAGCUAAAGAUUGUAACAGACCUCAAGUCCCUUGAUGUCAGCCAUUCUGUGAAGGAAACCACCCGGCACCAUCACGAACGUACCAAGCAACUUUGUAAUGUCGUGCAAGGUUGGCAUUCACAAUUCGAAAAACUUGCCACUCAUCAGAAGCAAUAUGUUCAAACUCUCAAUAACUGGUUAAAGUUAAAUCUAAUCCCAAUUGAGAGCAGCUUGAAAGAGAAAAUAUCAUCUCCACCAAAAGUCCCAAAUCCCCCUAUCCAAGCCCUCCUACAUUCAUGGCAUGACUAUCUAGAAAAGCUUCCAGAUGAGGUGGCCAAAUCUGCUAUUUCAUCUUUUGCUGCUGUUAUAAAAACCAUAGAACUGCAUCAGGAAGAAGAGAUGAAGCUAAAGGAGAAGUGCGAGGAAACGAGGAAGGAGUUUCUUCGUAAGAAUCAGGCAUUUGAAGAAUGGUAUCAAAAGUACAUGCAGCGGAGAACGCCAACUGAUGAAGCAGAUGCUGAAAGAGGUGAAGAUGCAAAUUCUAAGGAUCCUAUAUCAGAGAGGCAAUUUGUGGUGGAGAGCUUGAAGAAGAGAUUGGAAGAAGAAGUUGAAGCUCACCAAAGACAUUGCAUUCAGGUGAGAGAGAAGUCACUUGGAAGUCUAAAGCUUCGUUUGCCGGAGCUAUUCCGUGCCAUGUCAGACUAUGCUCAUGCUUGCUCUGAUGCCUAUGAGAAAUUGAGAGCUCUCACUCAAUUGCAGAAUUCAAGUCAUGGCCCUCCACAGUGAUGUAAACUAUUUCCAGUUAGUAAAUUACUCUGUUUUAAGUUAAAGCCUAGUAGACUGUACCUUUACUUAUGAGACAGUAUGAAAUCUUUAUAUUUUGUGGGGAAAUUUUUGCUUUCAUAUUUCAAAC